Centruroides sculpturatus (bark scorpion) is the source of this 659-nucleotide messenger RNA. Its product is annotated as 60S ribosomal protein L12-like. The coding region runs from base 132 to 629 and encodes 165 amino acids. Gene Ontology annotation, molecular function: large ribosomal subunit rRNA binding; structural constituent of ribosome. Gene Ontology annotation, biological process: translation. Lineage: Eukaryota; Metazoa; Arthropoda; Arachnida; Scorpiones; Buthidae. Gene Ontology annotation, cellular component: ribosome; cytosolic large ribosomal subunit. The transcript has 5 exons. The record is from RefSeq and is a predicted model, not a curated record.
UAUACGGUAGGGAGAAUAAAUCCGCAUUGUGCGUCCCGCUCACGUAAGUAGCAGUUGGGGUGCAACUCUUUUGGUCGUGUCUAACAAGACUCAUCCAACACUAUCAACUGCAAUCCAUUUUCAUCUUUAAAAUGCCACCAAAAUUUGAUCCAACCGAAACUAAAAUCGUUUAUUUGAGAGUAGUGGGUGGAGAAGUUGGUGCCACGUCAUCUCUUGCACCCAAAGUCGGUCCUUUAGGAUUGUCACCAAAAAAAGUUGGAGAUGACAUUGCCAAGGCCACUGCAGAUUGGAAAGGUUUGAAAAUCACAGUCAAGUUGAUUAUUCAAAACAGACAAGCUCAGAUUGAAGUUGUUCCUAGUGCUGCUUCACUCAUCAUCAGAGCUUUGAAGGAACCUCCCAGAGACAGAAAGAAAGUUAAACAUGUAAAACACAAUGGAAAUCUUGCUUUUGAUGACAUCGUUACCAUUGCUCGUACUAUGAGACCACGUUCCAUGGCCAAAGAUCUGGCCGGCACGGUGAAGGAAAUCUUGGGUACCUGCCAGUCUGUGGGAUGCACGAUAGAUGGUAGCCAUCCUCACGAUCUUAUUGAGAAAAUCAAAGCCAAGGAGCUUGAAGUUCCAGAAGAAUAAAGUUGAAAUAAAGUAAACUGACAUUUUGAA